AUGGUGUCCGUCAUGUUCGUGGGCCACCUCGGGGAGCUCCCCCUCGCCGGCGCUUCCCUGGCAGCGUCGCUCGCCAACGUCACCGGCUUCAGCCUUCUCGUCGGCAUGGCGGGCGCCCUGGACACGCUGUGCGGGCAGGCGUUCGGGGUGAGGCAGUACGGCCUCCUGGGUGUCUACAAGCAGCGCGCCAUGCUGGUGCUCGCGCUCGCCUGCGUCCCCAUCGCCGUGGUCUGGGCCAACGCCGGCCAGAUCCUCCUCGCCGUCGGCCAGGACCCGGACGUCGCCGCGGAGGCCGGCGCGUACGCGCGGUGGCUGAUCCCGUCGCUCGCCGCGUUCGUGCCGCUCACCUGCCACACCAGGUUCCUGCAGGCGCAGAGCGUCGUCGUGCCCGUCAUGGCCAGCUCCGCCGUCACGGCGCUCGCCCAUGUCCCGGUGUGCUACGCGCUCGUGUACAGGGUGGGCAUGGGGAGCAAGGGCGCCGCGCUCAGCGCCGCCGUCUCCUACGGCGUCAACUUGACCCUGCUUGCUGUCUACGUCAGGCUGUCCAGCGCUUGCAAGGCGACGUGGACAGGGUUCUCCACCGAGGCCUUGUCUCUCUCUGGCCUCCGGGAAUUCGCAAAGCUCGCUGUCCCGUCGGCGAUGAUGGUUUGCUUGGAGUGGUGGUCGUUUGAACUGCUCGUUCUGCUCUCUGGGGUUUUGCCAAAUCCUAAACUUGAGACUUCCGUCUUGUCAAUUUGUUUAUCAUCUUUUCAUUUGCUAACUGAUUUGCUAUAUAUACUUGUUUUCUCCUCUCUAUCUAGCACACGCGUCUCCAAUGAACUGGGUGCAGGGCAGCCUGGAGCAGCGAGGCUGGCAGCGCGAGUUGUGGUGUGUAUGACCUUGUCUCAAGGGGUGGUGCUGGCAACCAUCAUGAUUCUCCUGCGCAACAUUUGGGGAUACGCGUACAGUAGCGAGGAGGAGGUGGUUACAUACAUUGCGAGAAUGCUUCCCAUCCUUGCUCUUUCCUUCUUGGUCGAUGGCCUUAACGGUUCUCUUUCAGGGGUAAUCACAGGAUGUGGCAAACAGAAAAUUGGUGCUCGCGUUAACCUCGGCGCGUUUUACCUAGUUGGCAUUCCAACAGGGGUGUUGCUUGCGUUUGUGUUCCAUCUAAAUGGAAUGGGUCUUUGGCUUGGCAUUGUGUGUGGAAGCAUCAUCAAGCUAGCGUUGCUCCUGUGGAUUACACUGCACACAGAUUGGGGGAGUGAAGCUAUGAAGGCCAACGACAGGGUCCUCAGUUCGUCAGUGCAAACAAAGUGA
Messenger RNA from Miscanthus lutarioriparius, 1296 nucleotides. The record is from the annotation of a GenBank genome assembly. Lineage: Eukaryota; Viridiplantae; Streptophyta; Magnoliopsida; Poales; Poaceae.